AUGUCGUCCGCCGGCGAUCCAUCAAUGUCCGCCUCCACCAUCGUCGCGGACACGGCGAGCGGCUGCCACAUACUAAAAAUCGAUGGUUACUCGCACACCAAGGGGACUCCCACCGGGGAGGCCAUCAAAUCCGGCAAGUUCACCGUGGGCGGCCAUCGCUGGUUCAUCAAUUAUUACCCCAACGGCAUCAACUCCGACGCCGCGGAUCACGUAUCCUUUUACCUCCUACUCGACGAAGUCAAGGUGCAGCUCUGUGUUAAUUUCGCCAGCCUCCUUACUAGGAAACGGCCGAUCACACCGGCCGAUCCUGUGUGGAGUUUCACACCAGGAAACAAUUGGGGGUAUACAAAGUUCGUCAAGAGGGAAGACCUGGAGAGAUCAGAGCACCUGACCAACGACGCUUUCACAGUCAGGUGUGACGUGGUCGUCAUCAACGAGAUCCGCACCGAGGACGCACCCACCGUCCGCAACCCGUUUGUCACCGCCGUGCCACAAUCCAACCUGAUCCAGCACCUUGCCGACUUACUCAGGAGCGAGAAGGGCGCCGAUGUGGUGUUUGAGGUCGGCGGCGACACUUUCUCCGCGCAUCGGUGCGUUCUCGCCGCCCGGUCACCGGUCUUCAAUGCAGAGCUCUUCGGUGCAAUGAAGAAGGGUGGCAGCGGCAGCAUCGUGCGUGUUGCCGACAUGGAGGCGCGGGUGUUCAAGGCGCUGCUCUCUUUCGUGUACACCGACUCCUUGCCGGAGACAGAGGAUGAAGAGGACCAAGGCACCAUGUUCCAGCAUGUACUUGUCGCGGCUGACAGGUACGACUUUGGGCGGCUCAAGCUGAUUUGCGAGGAAAAGCUGUGCGCGCAUAUUGAUGUGUUCACGGCGGCGACCAUUCUAGCGAUCGCGGAGCAGCACCGCUGCCAUGGGCUGAAGAAAUCUUGCAUUGAGUUCCUCAGCACCCCCGCACAUAUGCUGGCAGCUGAUCAGGAUGUGCGUGGCGCCUGUCAAGACCUCCCUCGCCAGUCGUAA
This is a messenger RNA of Triticum turgidum subsp. durum (durum wheat), 1017 nucleotides long. The record is from the annotation of a GenBank genome assembly. NCBI's taxonomy places the organism in Eukaryota, Viridiplantae, Streptophyta, Magnoliopsida, Poales, Poaceae.